AUGACCAAACAGAACAUGGAGUCACAGUCUGCUACAAUCAAGCGUCUUGAGACAACCGUUGGACAACUCUCAGGGACUUUGAACCAGAUGCAACAGCAGCAACAGCCAGGGAAACUCCAUGGACAAGGAUUGCAACCUCAUCAAGCUCAAGCUGUCACAGUCUUACGAAGUGGGAAGAAGGUGGACAACAAAGUUGAGAUCCCCACUGACGAGCUCCCUAAAGAAACUCGUGAGGAGGAGAUGGUGAAAGAAUUACCUCCACCGAGAGAAGAAGAGCAGCAAGGAGAGCCAUCAGUGACGCUUCACAAGGCCACAAAGCCAUACAGACCACCGAUUCCGUACCCAGGUCGGUUGAGGAAUGAGAAGCAAGACCAACAAUUCACCGAUUUCUACAACAUGUUGGCAAAGGUAAAUGUCAACUUACCACUUCUGGACGUGAUAAGAAACGUCCCGGCCUAUGUGAAGUUCUUUAAAGAGCUGGCAUCCAAGAAGAGAAAGUUUGUUGACAACGAGAAGAUUCUUGUAUCCGAGGUUGCCAAUUCCAUCAUGCAACAGCCCUUGCCACCCAAGCAACGAGAUCCAGGUAGUUUUGUUAUCAAUAUUGCGUUGGGGAAUGGUAAGGAGGCCUCGGGUAUGCUUGAUUUGGGGGCAGGGAUUAAUUUGAUGCCGUACUCUAUUUUUAAACAACUAGAGUUAGGCGAUUUAAAACCCACUCGAAUCUUGACUUUGAACAAGAGGAAAAGGUUUUUGGCUACUUGCAGGCAAUAUUAUUGGGAAGAUCCUUACCUUUUCAAGUUGGGAAAGGACGAGGUGAUUCGAAGAUGCAUCCCGGAUGUGGAGGCUUGUGAUAAAUGCCAAAGAGUUGGUAACAUUGGGCGCAGGAAUGAAAUGCCUCUCACGAGCAUUCUUGUGGUUGAGAUUUUUGAUGUGUGGGGGAUCGAUUUCAUGGGCCCCUUCCCUAUGUCUUACGGUUUUGAGUAUAUCUUGCUUGCUGUAGACUAUGUGUCCAAGUGGGUUGAAGCCAUCCCCACAAGGACAUGUGAUGCUAAUGUCGUCUUGAAGUUUGUGCAGGAGAACAUAUUAUGUAGAUUUGGAUUUCCCAAGGCCAUAAUCAGUGAUGGAGGCAAACACUUCUGCAACAAGCUUUUUGAGAAGCUUAUGAGGAAAAACGGCAUCACUCACAAGGUGGCCACACCCUACCAUCCUCAGACUUCGGGGCAAGCCGAAACAAGUAAUCGGCAAAUCAAGGGCAUCUUGGAAAAGACGGUCCAACCCUCCCGUAAGGAUUGGUCACUUAAGCUUAAUGAUGCCUUGUGGGCGUAUCGCACCGCUUUCAAAGGAGUCCUGGGAAUGAGUCCCUACCGUCUUGUCUACGGGAAAUCAUGCCACUUACCGGUAGAGGUUGAGCACCGAGCUUAUUGGGCAAUCAAGGCCACAAAUUGCGACCUUACAACUGCAGGGAAGCAUAGAGCCUUGCAAAUGGAAGAACUUGAUGAAUUGCGCAACGAGGCGUACGAGAAUGCAAGGAUCUACAAAGACAAAGUCAAGCGGUUGCACGAUAGCCGUAUUGUGCCCAAGAAUCUCCAACCCGGAAUGAAGGUGCUUUUGUUCAAUUCAAGGUUGAAACUCUUCCCGGGCAAGCUCAAGUCUCGUUGGAGUGGCCCUUUCAUUCUUAAGGAGAUUCUCCCUCAUGGCGCCGUGGUCUUAAGCAAGGAGAACAACGAAGAGUCGUUUACCGUCAAUGGGCAUAGGGUGAAGCCUUACUUGGAGCAUGAAGUGGUUGCUGCCGUAGUGGAGUCCCAAGCACUCCACGACCCAUUGCUUUCAGUUUAUCGGACUCUCUCCGAGUUCGAAGACAGCGAUAAGGGGCCGCUGGACGCCCCGGGACACCCGCCGCCGCCCCACGACGGCGGCCAUAUGUUCUCCGCAACCCAAAAUCACCAUUAG
Molecule: messenger RNA, 1947 nt
Organism: Salvia miltiorrhiza (redroot sage)
Lineage: Eukaryota; Viridiplantae; Streptophyta; Magnoliopsida; Lamiales; Lamiaceae
Exons: 5
Coding region: 1-1947 (648 amino acids)
Biological process (GO): DNA integration
Molecular function (GO): nucleic acid binding
Source: RefSeq, a predicted model, not a curated record